CUGCCUCUUCUCAACCCCUCACAAUGGCUUCUUCAAACGCCGUCUCAUACAUUCACCCAAUGUACAGGCUCUUCUUCCAAAAAAUAGAGCCCGCCAUCACACUCUGGACCGGCUACGUCAACCUCCGCAACCGCGCCCUCAGCGGAUCUCUGCUCUUCAACAAGAUCAGCAGCGAACAAGACUAUUACCUCUUUCGAGACCAGUUCGUCCUCGAGCAGGUGCUGAGUCUCAUGGUGGCACUGAUGGCCAUGGCCGCGAUAGUCAUGUAUUACGCAGACGACAUUCGGCUCUGGCGCAGAUGCCAAAUGGUGCUUUUGGUGUGGAACUUUGCGUGCUUGAAGGGGACUUCUGAUGGGACGGUGGAGUGCAUUUACUGCGUGGAGCUGUGUACGGUGUUGAUCAUUAUACGGCUGAUGUUUUUGUUUAAUGUUGGGAAUCGGGCGCGAGGGUGGUAUGUCGAGAAUGGCGUUUUGAAAAAGAUGUAGAUUAGAAGUAGUGGGUG
Molecule: messenger RNA, 502 nt
Organism: Trichoderma atroviride IMI 206040
Lineage: Eukaryota; Fungi; Ascomycota; Sordariomycetes; Hypocreales; Hypocreaceae
Source: RefSeq, a predicted model, not a curated record